UGAGUGACAGAGUUCACUUCCAUUUCCCUCUUCUGCUGCCAGCAAUGGCGUCUGCUGAUCUGAGACAGGAGCUGAACUGUUCCAUCUGCCUGAGCAUUUAUACAGAUCCUGUGACCCUGAGAUGUGGCCACAACUUCUGCUGGGUCUGUAUUGAUCGUGUGCUGGAUACACAGGUGGGGGCUGGAGCUUAUACCUGUCCUGACUGCAGAGCAGAGUGUCAGGAACGUCCUGCACUUAUACGGAACAUAACUCUGUGUAACAUAGUGGAGGGUUUCUUGUCUAUUCGCCCAGAUCAGGAGGAGACUGGGAUCUUCUGCACUUACUGUGUGGACUCUCCUGUACCUGCAGCUACAUCCUGUCUGCAUUGUGAAGCUUCUCUGUGUAAUAAUCACCUGAGAGUACACAGAAAGUCUGCAGAACACGUCUUAUGUGAUCCCAUCACUUCUCCAGGCAACAGAAAAUGCUCUGUUCACAAGAAGAUCCUGGAGUAUUACUGCACUGAGGACGAUGUCUGUAUUUGUGUGUCCUGCCAUUUGGCCAGAGAACAUCGGGGACACCUGGUGGAGAUGCUGGAUGAGGCCUCUGAGAAGAAGAAGGAGAAGCUGAGAGAUGUUCUGCAGAAACUGACAACGAAGAGAGAGGAGGCUGGGAAAAGAGUCCAAAGUCUGCAUGAGCGCAGGAGAGAUCGGGGAAAAGCAGCGGGUGUAACAGAGACAGUCACUGUCCUAUGUAGAGACAUCAGGAGACAGCUGGAAAACCUGGAGAAGAGAGUCCUGAGUGAGAUCUCCAGGCAGGAACAGUGUGUGUCACAAUUAGUCUCUGAUUUGAUCCAACAGCUGGAAGUAAAGAAGGACGAGCUGUCCAGGAAGAUGCAUCACAUUGAGGAGCUGUGUAACAUUUCUGAUCCAGUGACUGUCUUACAGGAACCAGAUACAUGUGACUUGUGUGAUACUGAGGACACAGAGAGACAUGAUAGCCAGGCCCGUGGUGCAGGAGAUCUGGAUGUGGGUCUUAUCUCAGGGACAUUACACAUGUUAACUGAUAUAAUCUCAUGUGUAAAUACAGGGAUCUAUGUGCAGGAGGCUACAGACCUAUUACUGGAUGUAACCACAGCUGGUAAUACAGAAUCGGAUAUAAUAACAGGUAUAAACACAGGGAUCUAUGUGCAGGAGGCUACAGAUAUAUUACUGGAUGUAACCACAGCUAGUAAUAAUAUACAGAUAUCAGGUGAUGGGAAAACUGCAUCCUGGUCACCAAACCAGAAACGUCCAGAAACACCAGAGAGAUUUCAGUACACUCAGGUAAUAAGCACCAGGGGAUUCUCCUCAGGGCGACAUUACUGGGAGGUGGAUGUCAGUAAAUCAGCGAUAUGGAGGGUAGGGAUGUGUUACCCCAGUAUAGACAGGAGAAAAGGUCAGUCAGGCAUUGGAGAUAAUAAAUCCUGGUGUUUGAAAAGGUGGCAUAAUAGUCUGUAUGUAGUGAUACAUGACAAUACAGAUAUCCGGUUACCUGACAAUACCCCCUGUGACACAGUGAGGGUGUAUCUGGAUUAUGAGGCAGGACAGCUGUCCUUUUAUUCUCUGGGUGACCCCAUCAGACACUUACACACCUACACUGCCGCCCUCACUGAGCCCCUCCAUGCUGCACUAGGUGUAUGGGAUGGUUGUGUAACUAUAUCUGGGGGAGUCAGGAGCUAGGAGAAAUUACCAUAAGGAAUCUACCCAGAGACUGGUGACAUCACAGGGAGAGGCAUCUGAUAUAUGAUCCAGCCAAUAGAAUUAAGUAGUGGUUGGAGCUACUGCUGUGCUCUUCUCCCUGUGUAACUAGAGCCCUCAUUCCGAGUUGUUCACUCGCUAGCUGCUUUUAACAGCCGUGCAAAUGCUAAGCCACCGCCCUCUGGGAGUGUAUCUUAGCUUAGCAGAAGUGCGAACGAAAGGAUCGCAGAGCGGCUACAAAAAAAGAUUGUGUAGUUUCAGAGUAGCUCCAGACCUACUCCUAGCUUGCGAUCACUUCAGACUAUUUAGAUCCUGUUUUGAUGUCACAAACACGCCCUGCGUGCGGCCAGCCAUGCCCGCAUUUCCCCAGGCACGCCUGCGUUUGUAUCUGUCACGCCUGCGUUUUUACACACACUCCCCGAAAACGGUCAGUUACCUCCCAGAAACGCCCACUUCCUGUCAAUCACUCUGCGGCCACCAGUGCGAUUGAAAAGCUUUGCUAGACCUUGUGUGAAACUGCAUCGGCUUUUGUGAAAGUACAUUGCGCGUGCGCAUUGAGCCGCAUACGCAUAAGUGCCGAUUUUUAGCCUGAUCGCUGCGAACAACGGCAGCUUUCGAUCAACUCGGAAUGACCCCCUAGGUGACUAGUGUAUCUGGAUUUGUUCCCAUAGGGAUGUGGGUCAAUGGGUUACCUAAUGUACAGUGCCAGGUGAGGUACAGCUUGUACAUACGUUACAAUAAAGCUAUAUAUACAUGCGUGUAUUUA
Molecule: messenger RNA, 2481 nt
Organism: Pseudophryne corroboree (corroboree frog)
Lineage: Eukaryota; Metazoa; Chordata; Amphibia; Anura; Myobatrachidae
Product: E3 ubiquitin/ISG15 ligase TRIM25-like
Exons: 1
Coding region: 45-1697 (550 amino acids)
Molecular function (GO): zinc ion binding; protein binding
Source: RefSeq, a predicted model, not a curated record